UUGGCACUGAAGGGCAUAGACUACGAGUACAAAGCGGUCAGUUUGAUCGCAUCGGAACAGUUCACACCCGAGUUCCGGUCUCUAAACCCGUGCCUACAGGUGCCCGCACUGGUCAUCAAUGAUAGCACUGUACUCGUCGAGUCCCUCGCUAUCAUUGAGUACAUCGACGAAGUGUACAAACAUAAGGGUCCGCCACUACUGCCCAAAGAUCCCAUUCUGAGGGCUAAGGCCCGCGCCAUCGCCGAGACCAUAGUCUCCGGUAUACAACCCCUACAG
Molecule: messenger RNA, 276 nt
Organism: Medioppia subpectinata
Lineage: Eukaryota; Metazoa; Arthropoda; Arachnida; Sarcoptiformes; Oppiidae
Source: the annotation of a GenBank genome assembly